This is a messenger RNA of Microstroma glucosiphilum, 1010 nucleotides long. RefSeq lists its product as hypothetical. The record is from RefSeq and is a predicted model, not a curated record. The transcript has 2 exons. Lineage: Eukaryota; Fungi; Basidiomycota; Exobasidiomycetes; Microstromatales; Microstromataceae. The coding region runs from base 114 to 875 and encodes 253 amino acids.
AAUCUCCUCGCAGCUUCAGCAGGGCGUCAUCCUUCCAUACUGAUUCGGCGUCCUCUUCUCUCCAUCUUGAAGUAGCCACUCCCUCCGCAGGAAUACCACCCACAAGAGUAGCCAUGGCUCAACACGCUCCGCCCGCCAACCUGAACAAGGCGCACCUCUCAAGUGUUCACCCCGACGGAGGGUUCCCCUCCUCUUCCUCCAACAAUUCCCCAAUGGACUCCCCUUCCAACGCCUCAGGUACAGCACCUACUGCUUUCCGCGACCCUUCCUCUUCCUCUGCAGCAAAGCGCGGUGAUCAAUCAGCCUCGAACUCAGGAUCAGGAGGCAGCAGUGAGGAAGCCUACAGCUCCUUCACUCCCCCCUUUCCCGCCUCUACUCCCUUUCCCCGCUUCUCCAUUGUGAUUGAGUUCUGCGAUCGAUGUAGAUGGGUCCAUCGUGCUACUUGGACUCAGACGGAGCUUCUGGCCACGUUUGGCGAGAAGAAGGAGGAAGAGGGAUUGGCGGGUGGGCAGCAGGGAGGAAAGGUCAAGAGUGUCACGCUUAUGCCUAUGACCAGCGAGGAGACGGGUGGGCGGUUUAGGGUUUGGGUGUAUGAAGGAGGAGAACAAGGAGGAGUGAGAUGUGUGUGGGAUCGCAAGGUCAAGGGAGGCUUUCCGGAACUCAAGGAGCUGAAACAAGCAGUCAGGGACGUCAUCUCCCCAAGCCAAUCUCUUGGCCAUUCAGACCACGAUAGCAAAAAGGGCGGCGUCGCUGACCGAGGCCCCACCACUUCGAGCGAUGCCCAGAAUCCAGCCGGAAAGAGGGCAGAUGGGCAGGAGCCUGCAAUCUCGGGAACUGGUCAUGAACCCAACACUGGGACAGCUACGACAGACUAGACGAUGAAGGGAAAGUGAUAACAGACGAGAAGGUAAAGAUCGUCAUUUGAUCAGAGCACGAAUUGGCAUUAUGUACAGCAAGAGUGUCACUGUCGUUGUCGUCAUCAUCGUCAAUAGAAGCAUUCCCCUUACUCU